This is a messenger RNA of Striga asiatica, 324 nucleotides long. NCBI's taxonomy places the organism in Eukaryota, Viridiplantae, Streptophyta, Magnoliopsida, Lamiales, Orobanchaceae. The record is from the annotation of a GenBank genome assembly.
AUGGAGAAGGAGCUAGUAGAUAAGGAAUUUCAGAUAGUAGAACUGGGUAGUAAAGUGAAGAAUUUGGAACUCGAACUUAAAGUGAAGGAUGAUGCAAUGGCUAAGAUGGAAGCUGAGAAUCAAAGGCUUCGCCGAAGGGUCUCUUUAGGAGCACAGUGGAUUGGCAUUCUUGAAUGUCAAAUUGCCGCAGAGAGACUCAUCGCCCAACAGCCUUCCACUUCGAUGGGACCUCAGCCUGCACACCCGCGCCAUGUGGUCACAGUCAACAGUUCUGAGGAGGACCCAGAGGAGGACCCAGAGAAGGAUAUGAUGGAUGACGAUUGA